Anoplopoma fimbria (sablefish) is the source of this 3036-nucleotide messenger RNA. RefSeq names its product MOB kinase activator 1B. NCBI's taxonomy places the organism in Eukaryota, Metazoa, Chordata, Actinopteri, Perciformes, Anoplopomatidae. Gene Ontology annotation, biological process: positive regulation of protein phosphorylation; hippo signaling. The transcript has 6 exons. The record is from RefSeq and is a predicted model, not a curated record. Gene Ontology annotation, cellular component: nucleus; cytoplasm. Gene Ontology annotation, molecular function: protein kinase activator activity. Bases 257 to 907 code for a protein of 216 amino acids.
UACGCUGCUGCCUCUCAGCGUACAGAGCAGUUCACAGUGGACCAGCUCGUCCACAAAAAGCAUCAUAUUCUCUUCCAUACUGAAGCUGUAGAGACUGUGAGUGAGUUCUGCCACAGUACUGGAUAUAUCUGACAUCUCUAGGACCUCAUAAAGGAGACCGAGGAGCCCCGGAGGAGGAGUGAGACGCACAAACCCUGCUGCUCUGCAAACACGUCGCUGUUUCUCCAGAGAGAGGAGAGGUUUCUACCAAGGAAACAUGAGCUUUCUUUUCGGAAACCGUUCAUCCAAGACGUUCAAGCCCAAGAAGAAUAUCCCGGAGGGUUCUCACCAGUACGAGCUGUUGAAACAUGCAGAGGCUACACUGGGAAGUGGAAACCUGCGCAUGGCAGUCAUGUUGCCCGAGGGUGAAGACUUAAAUGAGUGGGUCGCAGUCAACACUGUGGAUUUCUUCAACCAGAUCAACAUGCUGUAUGGCACCAUCACAGAUUUUUGCACAGAGGAAAGCUGCCCGGUCAUGUCUGCUGGGCCUAAGUACGAGUACCAUUGGGCCGAUGGAACCAACAUCAAGAAGCCCAUCAAAUGCUCCGCCCCCAAGUACAUUGAUUACCUCAUGACCUGGGUGCAGGACCAGCUCGAUGAUGAGACACUUUUCCCCUCAAAGAUCGGUGUCCCCUUUAAGCGAAACUUUAUGUCCGUGGCGAAGACCAUUCUGAAGCGCCUGUUCAGGGUCUACGCUCAUAUCUACCACCAGCACUUUGACUCUGUGAUGCAGCUGCAAGAGGAGGCCCACCUCAACACGUCGUUCAAACACUUCAUCUUUUUUGUUCAGGAGUUCAACCUCAUCGACAGGAAAGAGCUGGUCCCACUUCAGGAGCUGAUUGAAAAACUGACAACCAAGGAUAGAUAAACAGCGGUGUAAUCCUUAUUUUAUUGGUCUUCUAGUUUUUGCACAGAUACCCACCCCGCCCUGGCUGUACGUAUGCAGUAUAUACUAUAUUUCCAUUUGGGGAAAUGUUUUUAAUGAGGCCAGGAAUAAGGAAGGGCCAGGAAUAAGGAAUGGCACCAGGACUAAUGCUAUCAGGGAUUAAACACUCAAUUGAACGAACCAUAGAUUAACAUAUUGAAGAAAAUGGUUUUAGCUGUACGGAAAGAUCCCCAGUAUUCAGUCAUGGCUUACUUUAAGGAUAAUAUAGACAAAUGUUAAUUAGUUUUCUAUUGUACUGCACAGAUUCUUUUUUUUUUUUUCCACUUGAAUUUAUGACAACACAAGGCAUUUUCACGCUCUUAGAUUCCCAUUUUCUAACUCACCUGCCGGGAAGAAGAGUGUGUAAGCAGAGCUGCUGGAUCAUAUUAUUAGAGCUUUGGUGGUGUUAUGGCAUAACAUUGAAGCCAGCCUUUUAAGCCAAUUUCACCACACUAGCUAGUUGUUUUAUUCAUUAGUCUACAGAGAAGGAUCUGGGUUGCCGUCUGUUACUUUUCACAUCUGUAAGAGCCCACAUCUGUCAAUACAAAAUAAUCCUAAGUGCCUAGCAUGGCUCAUAAUUGCCCUAUAUCAACAGUGAGAGCUGUAAGAAGAUAAAGGCCAUAUAUACCACUGACUUGAUUGACACAACAUCAAAUUUUCCACCACUCCCUUUCAUUUUCAGUUAUUUUAAUUCCCCUUAUUCGCCCGUUUUCUAUCUGUACUGUAAUUUGGUUUAAAUCAUUUGCCUGUUUUUAAAACCAUACUCCUCUCUUCGCCAACCUUGUCCUUAUUUAGAUAGAAAGUCUCUUUACCAAGAGUUCUGUGCAGGUUAUGAUAAAUGAAUGUGUUGAAGGACAUAGAAGUGAGGCUAGAAUAUCGUCGUGUUGUAGCAGGGAUUCAAAAUCAAUUCAACUUUUAGCGUUUUUCUAGCGACAUGUUCCCCUUGUGCCGGUUGUUUCCCCUCAACAUUUGAAGUAGAAACACAUUUUAGGAAAACGUCUUCAAGGGAUCCAAAACCUUAAAUUGUAAAUAAAUGUCCUCUAAUAGAAGUAGAGACCUGUGUUUAAAGUCAAAACCUUCACAAUUAGAAAAAAAAAUAGAAGCUUUUUUUUUUAGAAUUGGAUUAUGCUGCUGCAUCCCUUCUUAUCUCACUAGCCAUAAAGCACUUUGAACAAUUUUUCCUGACCUCUUUUGCCUGAAUGUUUAUUCUGCAUAGACUGUGCUUUGUGAGACGCUGUAUCAUGUGACUGAUCCUCGUUUAUUUCCUUCCUCAUAUUUCCCCCAUAAUGAAUGUUGAAUUGCUUAACUUCUUCUGAAAAAUUGGCUCCAAGGCAUAAGUGAGAUUUCUUAUGCUUUUUUUCCUUUUUUUUUUUUCUUAUGGUCUGGAGUUGUUUGUUGCCGUGCUUCAAACAGCAGAUGCAUGUACCCUCCCUGAUCUUAAAGUGUAGUUUACUAUGCAAUAAUUGACACUAAAAGGGUUACCAGUUGGCUCAUUCAUACUUUAUCUAAGUUACUUUUUCCUUUAUAGUGCAUAAAGUUCUGGUGUAUGAUAGAAAUUGCAUUUUCUUUCAGGUUUGGUUAAAAAGAAAACGGUGAGAUGAACAUUUUAUAUAUCUUUAUAUAUAAUUUGUCAGAGGUGUAAUACUUCAAUGCACAUGUGUACAUACUGAGGGUUAGACCUGUCUUAAAGAUUUUUUUUUUUUUUUUUCAGCGAGCAUGGAGUGAUAGCUUUUGGUUUAAAGAAUGCAUCAAGUCUUUUUAGAGGUUGCUCCCCCAUUUGGAUAUUAAAAUCUUGUUUGUUUUAAUUGUGGAGUAUCUCUAUUUUCCACGUCCUUAGUUAACUAUUAUGAAUGUUACCGCUCACCAGAUAUCAGAAAAAUGUAAUAGAAAAUAUGUCAUCCUGGAAGCAUCUCAUCCUUAUGAAAUGCCAAUAACAUAGCCUAUUGCCUACAGUUUGUUCCUCCUUGACUGUAAUAAUUGAUGAAAUGUUUGUAUAUAAUGGCUUGGUAGGGGUUUUCGAUGCUACUGAAUUGAUUUAUGCUGUUUACAAGGAAAAUAAAGGUGGUCUUGAC